GGUUAGAAACAAAUUGGGAAAGUAGGCAAUGGGUUCCCUGGCUCAAACAGAGCUUAAGGGGCAUUUCUUCACGGUGAACGCCAACUUCGAACAAGUGAAGGCCAACUGGUACGAUUGCAUCCUGAUUCCCGGCUGGAUGUUCAUGGAGCUUCUGAGCGCCGACCACAAGGUGGUGGGUCUGGUGAGGAAGUUUGCGGAGGCAGGGAAGCCUGUCGUCACCAGCUGUGAAUGGGAUUGAUGAUGAACAAGCUGCUGCAGAGGAAAUGAACGUGAAAGAAGAUGAAGAACUCUGCAGAUAGAAAAGAAGAACCAGCUGGGCUGAGCUUCCUUUCACUCAAUCCGGUAUCCAGCAACAGGGUCUGCGAGGUCGUUUGGCUAAGUGGUAUUCUAACUCCACAAGCAAGACGGUGUCGCGUUGGCUAAAUAUCUAGUUAGAUUAGUAGUUAAUGACUCCCACUUGUCUAGCAGCUAUUGGUCGUUUAAUUGUUUUACGGUUUGUUAGCCGUUAAUGUACAGUUCAACACUUUGCGUCUCUGCCUCUGCUUCUUAUUUAUACUAGCAUUGGGCCCGGCCGUUGGCCGGAUUAGCUUUUUAAGUCAAUUCAUAUUAGCUGCUAUUGCUGUUAUAAUGUUCUGUUAUUUAUACAUAAACACCAUAAAAUGAAGACACUACCACUUGAUAACCCCUGGGAAGGAAGCAACCUUUUGGCUGCUAUAGCAUUACCACAAUCAAUUCCGAGAUAUUUCUCGCUUUCUACCAUGAACAUGCAGAAGUUGGCAGUUGGUGUCAAGUAACACAAAUGCAAGUUGUUGGCAUAAAGAACACGGACAGAUGCAAGGUGCAGUGGUAAUAAAAAUACUGGCAAUAAGUUUUUGCCACUUGCCACCAUAAACACAUAAAGCCUUCUAUUUUGAACUUCAAAUCCCAUUUUCAUAGUUCAGUGACAGCCAAAACUAUAGUACAAUUUCAAAGUCUGAAUUUGAUAAUUACCAAACCAUUCACAAACGCAAUAUGCUCCUAUCCAAAGAUGGCACAACUACUACAUGCUCCCAAGAAAAACACAGAAAAUCAAAUUUGUCGCAGUGAUAAAUAAAACUAUGUAUAAUAUAAAUUUCAAAACUGAUAAGAACCAAGCCAUUCACAAACACCCCAUAGUUUGGAGAACACAACUGCUCAUAAUAUCCAAGCCUCCAAGUGAACAGCCUGCACCAUUCUAUUAAGCACCAUCAUGGUUGUCUCCAUCUCAUAAACAUGAAGCAGUUUUGGUGUCAUUUGCAAUUUGACCAGAUGGAGUCCCAACACAAAGGCAAGUUCAGUGGAUCAAUGUAAGACAAAAAUUAGGAAGGGAACAUAGAAAUAAGAAGCAAAAGUGAAGACAAUACUAAAUAACCUCUGGCUAAGAAUGAGGCUUCAGGUUGCAGCAUCAUAUUUGUAAAAAAUUGAGGUUCCUGCUGCCACAAACAACAAAUGCAGUAUGCCCCUAUCCAAAAGUAACACAAAUUAUACAUGCUGCCAAGAAAAACACAGAAAAUCAAACUUGUAACAGUGACAAACAGAUGAGCCAUAAACUGGUGAUAUAAUAAACUCACACAAAUACAUGCUAUUUUAACUC
This is a messenger RNA of Linum trigynum, 1612 nucleotides long. Lineage: Eukaryota; Viridiplantae; Streptophyta; Magnoliopsida; Malpighiales; Linaceae. The record is from the annotation of a GenBank genome assembly.